ACCAAGAUGGCGGUGCAGGAGACAGCUUGUCAACUCUCCAUGGCAUUAAAAGUGCAGGAAUACCCUACAUUGAAGGUGCCCUACGAGACUCUCAACAAGCGCUUCCGAGCAGCUCAAAAGAACAUCGACAGGGAGACAAGUCACGUGACCAUGGUGGUGGCCGAGCUGGAGAAGACGCUCAGCAGCUUGCCUGUGGCGCACUCGGUGGCGUCCCUUUUGGACGGCGUGGUGGAAAAGCUCAACGCAUUGAAACGAAAGGCUGCAGAGUCUAUCCAGGCUGAAGACGAAAGUGCCAAGCUGUGCAAACGGCGCAUAGAGCACCUAAAGGAACACAGCAGCGACCAGCCUGCCUCGGUCAACCUGUGGAAGAAGAAGCGCAUGGACCGCAUGAUGGUGGAGCACCUGCUGCGCUGCGGCUACUAUAACACGGCCGUCAAACUGGCAAGACAGAGUGGAAUCGAGGAUCUGGUCAACAUCGAGAUGUUCCUCACGGCGAAGGAGGUGGAGGAGUCCCUGGAGAGGCAGGAGACUGUCACCUGCUUAGCCUGGUGCCAUGAUAACAAGUCCCGCCUUCGCAAAAUGAAGAGCUGUCUGGAGUUCAGCCUGAGAAUCCAGGAGUUCAUCGAGCUCAUCCGACAGAACAAACGAAUGGACGCCGUCAGACACGCAAGAAAACACUUCAGCCAAGCAGAGGGUGGACAGUUGGAUGAAGUCCGGCAGGUGAUGGGCAUGCUGGCGUUCCCCUCAGACACACAUAUCUCACCGUAUAAGGAUCUGUUAGACCCGGCCCGUUGGAAGAUGCUGAUCCAGCAGUUCCGGUAUGAUAACUACCGACUGCACCAGCUUGGCAACAACUCCGUCUUCACCAUCACCCUGCAGGCCGGGCUGUCAGCCAUCAAGACGCCUCAGUGCUACAAGGAGGACGGAACCUCCAAGAACCCCGACUGUCCCGUGUGCAGCAAAUCCCUAAACAAGCUGGCGCAACCUCUGCCCAUGGCCCACUGCGCCAAUUCCAGACUGGUGUGCAAGAUCUCCGGUGAGGUCAUGAAUGAGAACAACCCUCCAAUGAUGCUGCCCAACGGAUAUGUUUACGGCUACAAUUCCCUGCUGUCCAUCCGCCAAGACGAUAAAGUAGUUUGCCCCAGAACCAAAGAAGUAUUCAGCUUCUCUCAGGCUGAGAAGGUCUACAUCAUGUGA
Messenger RNA from Nerophis lumbriciformis (worm pipefish), 1197 nucleotides. The record is from RefSeq and is a predicted model, not a curated record. NCBI's taxonomy places the organism in Eukaryota, Metazoa, Chordata, Actinopteri, Syngnathiformes, Syngnathidae.